This is a messenger RNA of Tripterygium wilfordii, 1746 nucleotides long. Its product is annotated as serine carboxypeptidase-like. The record is from RefSeq and is a predicted model, not a curated record. The transcript has 12 exons. NCBI's taxonomy places the organism in Eukaryota, Viridiplantae, Streptophyta, Magnoliopsida, Celastrales, Celastraceae. Gene Ontology annotation, molecular function: serine-type carboxypeptidase activity. Gene Ontology annotation, cellular component: vacuole. Bases 1 to 1746 code for a protein of 581 amino acids. Gene Ontology annotation, biological process: proteolysis.
AUGGGUGUCGAUGGUGUAGUUGGCAUUAAUGUGAUAGCAUUGUUGUUUGUGGUGUUGGCUUUGUUGUUGUUAACUUGUGGUUUGUUGUUAGCUAUGUUAUUGUUGUCUGACAGAUUAUGGUUUGUGGAGUUGUAUGGAUGGUGGUUGGUGCCACGGUCUCCGAUGGUUGUUCCGGACUACCGUGUGCUGCUUUUGAGAUUUGUCAAUGGUUUUGUGUGCCACAACCUCCGACGGUUUUUCAGAGUAUCGUGUGCUACUAUGUUUGAGAUUUUUGUUGCUCUGUCUUCAAGUAGAUUUAAUAUAUUCUUUAUUUUGUUGGAUGUUUCGGUGAGUUCAUUGAUGGUGGUCAGUUUUCAGCGAUGUGAUCUCGGUGACAUGGAUACUAGGAUCUGUCGGGUUAUGGGUAGUUUUGCUAGGUUAUUGUUGUUAAGCUUCCGCGUAUUGAACUUGGAUAACUCAUUGGUUGUUCCUGUUCCAAGGCUCGUUGAGCAUAUGUUCAAGUUCCCUUUUCUUUCUGCUUCAGAGGUUUCUGUUGAAGAUCUUCAUCAAUAUGUCGGUUACUACAAACUUCCUCAUACUAAGGAUGCAAUGAUGUUCUACUUCUUUUUUGAGUCACGAAAUAGUAAGAACGAUCCACUCGUGUUAUGGUUGACUGGAGGGCCAGGUGCCAGUGGCAGUAUUGCUUUGUUUUAUGAAAAUGGACCUUUUCAUAUCACAGAUGAGUUAACUCUUACACCGAAUGAAUAUAGCUGGAAUAAUAUGUCAAAUAUUAUAUAUGUUGAUCAACCUACCGGAACAGGUUUCAGCUAUACAACUAAUGACGAUGAUAUAAGAAACGAUACAAUUGGUGUGAGCAACGAUUUGUAUGACUUUUUGCAGGAAUUUUUGGAUGCACAUCCUGAUAUGGUUUCAAAUGAAUUCUUCAUAACUGGAGAAUCUUAUGCUGGACAUUUCUCUCCUUCUCUCGCUGCUCGUAUUUUCCGAGGAAACACCGAAGAAGAGGGAAUUCCGAUAAAUCUCCAAGGAUUCGCUAUUGGUAAUGGACUUACAAAUCCAAGAAUCCAAUACCUAUCACUGACAGAUUAUGCCUGGCACAAUAAAUUAAUUAUAGAAAAUGAUUACCACUCUAUUCAAAGUGAAGCGGCUCCAGAAUGUGAAUCAUUUGCAAGAAAUUGUGACAUGGGUGUUCCAAAUACUUGUCACACUGCGUUUUUUUAUUGUCAAGACAUAUUCAUGACAAUCGUCAACAUUGCUGGAAAUAUAAAUUCUUAUGAUAUUAGAAUAGAUCGUCAUGGUGCAUCAGAUUAUGAUUUCUCAAAACUAGAGAGAUUUAUGAAUCUCCAAUCAGUAAAAAAUGCUCUUGGUGUGAAUAAACAAUUCGCUUUGAAAAAUGAGACUGUAUAUGGGAGAAUGUUAGGGGACUACAUGAAGAGUUUUGAUGCAGACAUUCCUGCUUUACUGGAGAAUGGAAUCAAGGCCCUUAUCUAUGCGGGAGAUAAAGAUCUUACAUGCAACUGGCUUGGAAAUUUAAGGUGGCUCCAUGAAAUGAAAUGGCUUGGCCAAAGAGAGUUUAUAAAAGCUCCAGUUGUUGAUUUUAAAGUUGAUAAUAUAACAGCAGGAUUGAUGACGAGCCAUGGAUCUCUCACUUUCAUCAAGGUUAAAAAUGCUGGUCAUAUGGUUCCAAUGGAUCAACCGAAAGUUGCUUUUCAUAUGAUAAAAAAUUGGAUGCAAGACGAGUUGGAAUGA